Molecule: messenger RNA, 1108 nt
Organism: Capsaspora owczarzaki ATCC 30864
Lineage: Eukaryota; Filasterea; Ministeriida; Capsasporidae
Product: developmentally regulated GTP binding protein 1
Exons: 9
Coding region: 8-1108 (366 amino acids)
Biological process (GO): cytoplasmic translation
Cellular component (GO): cytoplasm
Molecular function (GO): GTP binding; GTPase activity
Source: RefSeq, a predicted model, not a curated record
CGUAGUCAUGAGUGUCAUUGAGAAGAUCAGUGCGAUUGAGAAGGAAAUCUCCAUCACCCAGAAGAACAAGGCGACGUCCUACCAUCUCGGUCAGCUCAAGAGUCGUCUGUCCAUUCUGCGCAAGCAACUGCUCGAGCCGAAGGGAUCGUCGGGCCCGGCUGUUCAAGGCUUCGAAGUCCGCAAGAACGGUGAUGCCACGAUUGGUUUCCUGGGCUUCCCGUCGGUCGGCAAGUCUACAUUGCUCAGCAACCUGGCUGGCGUUCACUCGGAGGUUGCUGCGUACGAGUUCACCACUCUUACGACCGUUCCCGGCAUGGUGGACUACAAGGGCGCUCGCAUCCAAAUGCUCGAUUUGCCUGGAAUCAUCUCCGGUGCCGCGGAUAACAAGGGUCGCGGUCGUCAAGUCAUUGCCGUCGCGCGAAGCUGCGAUCUGAUCUUCUUUGUGCUCGACGUGUUGCGGCCGCUCAACCAAAAGGCGUUGCUGGAAAAGGAACUCGACUCGUUCGGCAUCCGGCUGAACAAGAGCCCGCCAAACAUUUACUACAAGAAGAAGGACAAGGGCGGCAUCAACCUCACAGCCACGUGCACUCUCACCAACCUUGAUCUCGACAUGGUCAAAUCUGUUCUUGGCGAGUACAAGAUUCACAACGCCGAUGUCAUUCUGCGAUACGACGCGACCGUCGACGAUUUGAUUGACGUUGUCGAAGGCAACCGCGUUUACCUGCCCGCUAUUUACUGCCUGAACAAGAUAGAUCAGAUUUCCAUCGAGGAACUCGACGUCAUUUACAAGAUUCCGCACUGCGUGCCAAUCUCUGCACACCACAAGUGGAAUUACGACGAUUUGCUCGAGAAGAUGUGGGAUUAUCUGUCACUUGUCCGAGUUUACACCAAGCCAAAGGGCCAGCUGCCCGACUAUGAGGCUCCUGUUGUCUUGAAGCGGGGCAAGUGCACCAUUGAGCAUUUCUGCAACCGAUUGCACAAGAGCAUUAUGGCACAAUUCAAGUACGCGCUCGUGUGGGGUUCCUCCGUCAAGCACAACCCGCAAAAAUGCGGCAAGGAGCACAUUCUAGCUGACGAAGAUGUCGUGCAGAUUGUCAAGAAGAUUUAA